AUGGGGACGUGGGGUGGGAUCCUCCUGGGGCUCGUUGAGGAUCGGGAGAAGGUCAAGAGGGAGGGCAUCGGCUGCUACAUGUUCCGCAUCGACGAGGCGGAGGUGGUGGACGCCACCAUGCACGGCAGCGCCGCCCGCUUCAUCAACCACUCCUGCGAGCCCAACUGCUACUCCCGCGUCAUCCACGUGGAAGGCCACAAGCGCAUCGUCAUCUUCGCCCUGCGCCGCAUCCUGCGGGGGGAGGAGCUCACCUACGACUACAAGUUCCCCAUCGAGGAACCCGCCGCCAAACUGCCCUGCAACUGCGGGGCCAAGCGCUGCCGACGCUUCCUCAACUAGAGUGGAGGGGCACCCAUGGGUGCUCUGGACUCUUGGGUUGGGGGGUAGGAGGGGGUAAGAGGGGGUUUGGAGGUAGUUGUGGAGCCCUAGAGAUGUCUACACCCAACUGGAAGACAGCAGGACUCAAGGGGAGGUGGUGGGGAGGAGAUACGGAAGCCCUUGAGAUGCCUUCAUCCAACUGGGAGGACCCCUGGGUGCUCUGGAGCCCUGGGUGGGGGGGUUGGAGGUAGUUAUGGAGCCCUGGAGAUGCCUCCACUCAACUGGAAGACACCAGGACUCAAGGGGAGGCAGUGGAGAGGAGAUACGGAAGCCCUUGAGAUGCCUCCACCCAACUGGGAGCAACCAACAGCCGUGGAGAGGGGGUUUGGAGGUGGUUAUGGAGCUCUUGAGAUGCCUCCACCCAACUGGGAGUGACCAAUAGUCAACAGGAGGUGCUGGAGAGGAGAUAUGGAAGCCCUUGAGAUGCCUUCACCCAACUGGAAGACACCAGGAGCCAUGGGGAGGUCUGGAGAGGGGGUUUGGAGGUGGUUAUGGAGCCCUGGAGAUGCCUCCACCCAACUGGGAGCAACCUGAAGUCAUGGGGAGGCGCUGGAGAGAAGAUCUGGAAGCCCCUGAGAUGCCACCACCCAACGGGGAGCACCCAUGGGUGCCCU
Molecule: messenger RNA, 992 nt
Organism: Calidris pugnax (ruff)
Lineage: Eukaryota; Metazoa; Chordata; Aves; Charadriiformes; Scolopacidae
Product: histone-lysine N-methyltransferase 2B-like
Exons: 2
Coding region: 1-339 (112 amino acids)
Biological process (GO): positive regulation of DNA-templated transcription
Cellular component (GO): histone methyltransferase complex
Molecular function (GO): histone H3K4 methyltransferase activity; protein binding
Source: RefSeq, a predicted model, not a curated record